Molecule: messenger RNA, 587 nt
Organism: Dissoconium aciculare CBS 342.82
Lineage: Eukaryota; Fungi; Ascomycota; Dothideomycetes; Mycosphaerellales; Dissoconiaceae
Exons: 1
Coding region: 156-494 (112 amino acids)
Source: RefSeq, a predicted model, not a curated record
GCAACGGGAUAUCGAAUGUACCAAGAUGAAGAAAAGAGAAGGCCAAGUCAAACGGACGAAGAAAAGGGAAUUAAGACGAGGAACAUCGUCAUGGGCUAGGGAGAACGUAUGGGCAUUGUUGGAAAUCGCCAGUGUCGUGCUAUUUCGGAGGGAGUAUGCAUUGUCCGUCCGGAAUGUACGGCACAGCGGCCCUACAGCCUCGUCGGUGUGUCAUGGAGGCACACAUCGAUCCACUUUUGGGAGGGGAGCAGGUAACGACAAGUGCGAUAUUUGCCCUCCCACGCGUUUCAGGUACUUGUGGACGAGUCAAUCACACCGAAGGAAUGAUCUUCCGCCGUAGGCCUGCAGGCAACGCCGCGAAAAGGCCAAGCGCCUUGCUAGAGCCUAAGGAAUUAGCAGUCAAGACGAUCCAGCAGGCAUGGCCAACCCCUUGGCCUAGCGAUCACCCAGCCGCCCCGGUGGGACAGGCGUACUUCACUCUCGUCGGUGUAUGACGAUGGGUACUACUCGUGCCCGCAUUCUCAUGAGGCAUGCAUGGCCAGGUGAUCAUCGCAGCAGACGGUGUCAACCAGGUGGAGUCCAGCGAU